AGUAAUAUAAUAAGCUUAAAAUAAUUUAAAAAAAACGGGCUAACAAAAAUCAAUUAAAAACUUGUACGAUAACAAAUUUUUAGGUAUUUUUUUAAGUAUGUUAUGCAUAUGCAUUUAGUGUUUCAUGUGAUUUCAAAAUUAGAAAAAUAAAGAGGCGAGAAAGAGAGAAGAAAAAAGAGACAAAUAAAAUUAUAUAAACUAGCUGAUUAUUUGAUCAAACGCUAUGCUUAUUGCUAUACUGCUAUUAUUUUUAUUUACUAUAUUUGUGUGCAAUUAUUAUGUGCAUUACGGAAAAAAUGGGCGACUUAUUAAUCUUAUACCAGGACCACCAGGUUAUCCGAUUUUUGGAAACACAUUUCAAUUAUUGGUUUCACGAGAAAAACAAUGGAACACUGUAGUCAGCGUUUCCAACCAAUAUUAUCCUAUUUCUAAAGCUUGGGCAUUUUUUUUAGCUAAUGUAAUGAUCCGUCAUCCGGAUGAUAUACAAACAAUAUUAAGUAAUACAAAGCACCUCGAAAAGGCUAAACUGAUAUAUGAUUUUUUUCACCCUUGGAUGGGUUCUGGUCUUGCCACUAGUAAAGCCGUCAAAUGGUAUUCACAGCGAAAGACAUUAACUCCAACAUUUCAUUUCAAUAUAUUGCAACAGUUCGUUGACGUUUUCGUACAGGAAGGCGAAAAUAUGACAAAGUUUUUGAAAAAUUCAAAAGAUACAGUUGUAAAUGAUGUCAUAUCGUUUGUUAGUGAAUAUACCCUGAAUGCAAUAUGUGAAACCGCCAUGGGCACUUCUCUACGAGAUCACGGUGAUUUCCAGCAACAGUACCGAGAAGCGACUUUCCGAAUGACCGAAAUUAUUACAUAUAGAAUAUCAAGGCCAUGGCUGUACUCUGAUUGGAUAUUUUCAUUGACAUCAAAAGGCAAACAGCAAAAAAGGAAUUUGGAGAUAUUACAUGGGUUUACUGAACAAAUUAUUGCUGGACGAAAACGUUAUCAUGAACGCACUAAUGGACGAUACUUGAAAAACCUUAGUAAUGAUGUAUCAGCAGAAUUUGUUGCUGAUAAAAUUGGAACACAAAGAAAGCGACUUGCCAUGUUGGAUCUCCUAAUAGCGGCAUCUCGCGAAGGUCUUAUGACUGAUUCAGAUAUUAGAGAGGAAGUCGAUACUUUUAUGUUUGCGGGCCAAGAUACUACAGGGAUAAGUCUAAGUUUCCUAUUAGCACUAUUAGCGGAGCAUAAGGAUAUUCAGGAACGUGUCAGGAAUGAAAUUGAUUCCGCUAUGCAAGAGAAUGACGAGAAAAUUUCUAUGAAAUUGUUGCAACAACUGCCAUAUUUAGAAAGAUGUAUAAAAGAAGCGUUACGUUUGUAUCCCAGCGUACCUUUUAUAAUACGUACUUCCGGAGAAGACGUAAAACUACAAUCAUAUGUAGUUCCUGCUGGGAUAAAUAUACUAAUCCAUAUUUAUGGAGUUAAUAGAGAUCCCAAUUUCUGGCCAAAUCCAGAAGUAUUUGAUCCUGACAGAUUUUUGCCUGAGAGGGAUCGAAAUCGUCAUCCUUACUCGUAUAUAACAUUCGGUGCUGGACCACGUAAUUGUAUCGGUAAGCAAUAG
Molecule: messenger RNA, 1603 nt
Organism: Cyphomyrmex costatus
Lineage: Eukaryota; Metazoa; Arthropoda; Insecta; Hymenoptera; Formicidae
Product: cytochrome P450 4C1-like
Exons: 11
Coding region: 224-1603 (459 amino acids)
Molecular function (GO): monooxygenase activity; heme binding; iron ion binding
Source: RefSeq, a predicted model, not a curated record